Musa acuminata subsp. malaccensis (wild Malaysian banana) is the source of this 943-nucleotide messenger RNA. RefSeq lists its product as uncharacterized. NCBI's taxonomy places the organism in Eukaryota, Viridiplantae, Streptophyta, Magnoliopsida, Zingiberales, Musaceae. The record is from RefSeq and is a predicted model, not a curated record.
UAAUAAUAAUUACCACGUCACCGAAUUAAAGACACAAUGCUCAGCUCCAAGGCCAGAUGACGUCUGGUAGAGAGAUGAGGGUGGUUCUUUGUGUUUGAUUUCUCGGUCGCUCCCGACACCCGAGUACGAGCGAGCGAGCAUGAAUUGCCGGAGCCUGGAGGAAUACUGGGCCUUCUACGUGAGCCAGCACUCGAAGCCGUCCACGCGGCGGUGGCACUUCGGCGGCACCCUUGCCGCCCUCCUCUGUCUCCUCCUCGCCGCCCUCCGCGGCAGCUGGCGCUUCCUUCUCCUCGCCCCGCUCCUCGGCUACGGCCCCGGCUGGUACAGCCACUUCUUCGUCGAGGGCAACCCGCCCGCCGCCUUCGACCGCCCGCUCUGGUCCUUUCUCUGCGACCUCAAGAUGUUCGCCCUCAUGCUCGCCGGGCGGAUGGACCGCGAGAUCAAGCGCCUCGGCAAGAGACCCCUCCUCUAGGUCUUCUGAUCCCCCAUCGGAUCACAUCACGAUCCUCCGCUUCUCUUCUCGUUGUUGACAUAAUAUGAGCGCCAUCUGAAUUGCUAUGGCCUAAACAGUAAUGCUGCUGAUCAUGAAUGUUGAGGGUUGACGUUUCGAGUCGAUCCGCUAUUGGUUCUCUGGUUCCUUCCUGUGGUCUGUACUUAAUAGUUGCAGAAUGCUGUAUGGUUAGUCGUGCAUCUUGUAUAGUUAGUAUGUUUAACGUUAUAGACCGUUUGCUCGAGAUUAUAUAUUAAAAAAGGGUACACUCGGUGCACGAGGCUCUCGCCAAUGCAGAGUCUGAGGAGGCUCAAGAUUAUACAUUCUGCAGUUCAAUUGUUGCUUUGCUACCCUUUGGAUAAUAUGUUAUAUCAAUUACAGUCUGUUCAAUUGUUUCUUUGCUACCCUUUGGAUAAUAUGUUAUAUCAAUUACAGUCUGUCUGGGAUUUUGAA